Messenger RNA from Talaromyces proteolyticus, 1173 nucleotides. RefSeq lists its product as uncharacterized. The record is from RefSeq and is a predicted model, not a curated record. NCBI's taxonomy places the organism in Eukaryota, Fungi, Ascomycota, Eurotiomycetes, Eurotiales, Trichocomaceae. The transcript is spliced from 3 exons. The coding region runs from base 1 to 1173 and encodes 390 amino acids.
AUGCGGCCUCACAGUUGUUCCGGUUGUUGUGUAUGCGGUUCCUACUUGAACCCGUCCUGGUUGGAGGAGGACGCUAUUUUUCUGAACGAUGAAAAGUGGGAAAUACGCCAUGGACAACGGAAAGUCCUCUUUUUAGACGCAAAAGAACUCGAGUCAAAAUAUAUUGACAAAGACAUGGCAAGUAUCUGGACCUCUUUUUACCGUCUGAUUUUAUAUGAUUUUUCUAAAGGAGAGUUCACUCUUACGGGCAUAGGACAGCAGUUUAAUACCACCUUUACAGCACCCAAAGAUGCUGCUAAAGCUUUUGCUGGAGUACCACCAAGAGACAGAAAAGAUUUUACCAAAAUUUACGACGUCGCUCCCGACUUAUCCUGGUGGAACGGCGAUCUGGGUGACGACUAUGAAAAGAUAGACUUGCGCCAUUUGCCAAUUGGCAUACAUAUGAGUUGCUGGAAACUGGCACAAUGGAAACUUGGUCCUGGUGUAGCUGAAAACCUUGAACUUUUCAUUGCUAUAGCACUACGAACUACCUUUGGAAUUAUCUCCGGGUUUCGGGGAGAGGGAAACACUUGGCCAUUCAAUAUAUACGAAAUAGUUGCAAUGAAAAAUUCUUCCUGUGCUGAACGGGGGGGGGAUAUUAUUUCAGAACUAUGGUCAAGGAAUUUGUAUGAAUUACAAGAUAGAGUGGACUAUGAUCCAUCCAGAAACCCGUGGACGCAAAAUAUCAUCGAUUCAAGCAGGCGAAUCAAAAAACAGAUAUCCUUCGCUCAACCUUUGCCGCAGUCUAUGAUACCAGAUCUACCGCUUGAGAUAUGGUUUGAGAUUCUAGAUUUUCUGGAUUGCAAGGAAGUAUCGAAUUUAGGAAUCGCGUUGCAAAUCGCUAUUCCAGAUCGCUAUUGGCGCUCACGGGCUGCUUUGAACUUGAUUGAGAUAGACGAAAUUGCUGAAGAGGAUCUCAAUUGGCACUAUCUAUGUUUAAAGUUCGAAGCAGUUUAUGCAACGGGCGAAAAAUUCGAGUCACGCCGCUAUAUAGUUGAUAUACUAAGCAACAAAAUCAAGCCAACGUAUCUCCAAAACCUUGGAAAAAGAGACUUCCCGCGUUUGGAGGAAGUGAUGGGCGAGUGUGAAGAUGCAAUCUUGCGGUACUUACAUAGAUAUGACUUUCUAGAUUAA